AUGGGUUUCCCAUUUAAUGAACAAUUACCAAAUGUUGGAAGAAUUAAUGAAGAUUAUUCUUUUACAAUAGCAAAUACAACUUAUAAAUCUAAUAGUAAUGGACAAAUUACUUAUCAAGCUUCAAAUUUACCAUCAUGGUUAACAUUUGAUUCAAAUUCAAGAACAUUUUCUGGUAGACCCGAUGAAUCAAAUGUUGGAGAAUUUCAAAUUACUUUACAAGGUACAGAUGAAAGUGAUCAAUCAACAAUGUCAAAUGAUUAUAAUAUGAUUGUAUCAAAUGAUACUGGAUUACAUCUUGUAGAUUCAAAUAUUAUGAAUCAAGCUAUAACAUCAUUUGGUAAAACUAAUGGUAAUAAUGGAUUAGUUGUUAAACCAGGUGAAAAUAUAAAUUUAAAAUUUAAUAAAGAUAUUUUUGAAAGUUAUUCAUCAAGUAAUAGACCAAUUAUUGCUUAUUAUGGUAGAUCAGCUGAUAGAAGUUCAUUACCAAAUUGGUUAUCAUUUAAUGGUGAUGAUUUAACAUUUUCAGGUACUGUACCUCAAGUUACUUCAGAAAAUGCUCCAUCAUUUGAAUAUGGUUUUAGUUUUAUUGCGAGUGAUUAUUAUGGUUAUGCUGGUGCAUCAGGUAAUUUUAAAUUAAUUGUUGGAGGUCAUCAAUUAAAUACAAAUUUAAAUGAUACUAUAAAAAUUAAUGGUACUUUUGAACAAGAUAUUGAUGGAAUUAUACCAAUUUUAUCAAAUGUAUUUUUAGAUGGUGAAUUAAUUACAAAAGAUAAUAUUUCAGAAGUUUAUGGAAAUAAUUUACCAAAUUAUUUAUCAUUAGAUGAGGAUGAUUAUGCUUUAAUUGGUAAUUUACCAAAUAGUUCGGAAACUAAUAAUUUUACAAUAACUGUUAGAGAUAUUUAUGGUAAUACAGUAGAUAUUGGUUACUCAUUUGAUACUAUUGGAUCUAUUUUCACUAUUGAUUCAUUAAAUGAUGUAAAUGCUACAAAAGAUGAAUGGUUUCAAUAUCAAAUUUUAAGUUCAAUUUUUACUAAUAUUAAUAAAACCGAUAUUAAAGUUUCAUAUGAUGAUGCAAAUUGGUUAAACUACAAUAAUAACAAUAGAACAUUAAAUGGUUUGACUCCAAAAAAUUUUGAUGAAUUAAAAAUUACAAUAGAAGGAUCUAUGGAUUCAGAAGAUGAAUCAAGAAGUUUUAAUAUAAGGGGAGUUAAUAAAGAAAUUACAAGUUCUUCCCUGUCUGUUUCAAGUUCAACUACAUCAUCAUCAUCAUCUACUUCAAGCGCAGCAUCUGCCACUGCAACAUCGACAGAAACAUCAGAGACUUCAACAUCUGCUGCUACAACAUCUCAUUCAAAUUCAAACAGAAACAGAGAUUUAGCAAUUGGACUUGGUGUUGGUAUACCAGUAUUUUUAAUAUUAUUAGCAUGUCUUUUCUUAUUUUGUUGUUGUUAUAAAAGAAGAAAAAAUAAACAAGAUUCAGAUUCAGAAAAGGGAACAAUUACUUCAUCAACUACUACAAAUAAUAAUGAUGGAACUUUUACAAAAGGUGGAAUAUUACCAAUUGAUCCAAAACAUGAAUCACAAGUUAAUUUAAUGAAAUUAGAAGAUUUAUCACCAAAUUCAUCAUCUUCUUCAUUAACUCAUGUUGAAUCCGAAAAUACAACAUUUUUUGAUACUCAAGAACAACCGAUGAAAAGUUGGAGAGCAAAUACUGAAUCUGAUGAUAUACAACCAAUAACAACUACAAAUAAUAAUAAUAGAAAUAGUGAUGCUUCAUUAUCCACAGUGAAUACUGAACAACUUUUCUCUGUAAGAUUAGUUGAAGAUCAAUCUAUAAGAAAUUCAGGAUUAACUUCAUCAAAAUAUUUAAGUAAUCAAUCAUUAAAUGCUUUAUUAAGAAGAGAAAAUUCUUCAAAUAUUCAAAGAUUAGAUUCAGAAGGUAAUAUAACUGAUUAUAACGCUUUAAGUCCUUUACCAAAUCAACAACAACUGCAAAUGUCAUCACCUGAAAGACAAAGAAUUUCACAAUCACCUUCACAAUUAGAUAUAGUACCUGAAGAACAUUUAAAUACAAACACACAUACAACCUUAAAUCCACAACAACAACAACAAUCCCUAAAUACAACUUCAUAUACAUUUAAUCAUACACAACUACCUUCACCAACAUCAAGUCCAUUAAAAUCAUCAAAUUUAUCAUCACCAAGAAAAUCAUUAAAUAUAAAAACUCAAAAUCCCAAUUUAUCACAAUUAUCUCUUGGUUCAAUAUCAAGUGAAAAAUUCAUAUAUGAUACAAAAUUAAGAUCAUCAUCAUCAUCACCUCAAAAGAAAUCAAAUUCAAAUGAGAAUUUGGGUAGUAACGAUAAUUCAAUAAAUUCAAAUGGUGGUGUUAAAUUAGUUGAAUUUACUAGAAAAGGAAGUUUAAGAGAUUCUGCUUAUGAUCCAAGUUAUACUCAUCAUGAAGAAAGUGCAAGUAUUCAUCAUGGUUCAGAUAGUGAUUAA
Molecule: messenger RNA, 2499 nt
Organism: Lodderomyces pseudojiufengensis
Lineage: Eukaryota; Fungi; Ascomycota; Pichiomycetes; Serinales; Debaryomycetaceae
Gene: AXL2
Product: Axl2p
Exons: 1
Coding region: 1-2499 (832 amino acids)
Cellular component (GO): membrane
Molecular function (GO): calcium ion binding
Source: RefSeq, a predicted model, not a curated record